AUCUCACUUUCAUUUAAUACUUUCCAACCUUUACGUACAAUUUUUAACACAAUAUUUAUACAUAUAAGUAUUUAUAUCUAUUUACACAAUAUUUUCCAAAUUGUCAACUAAUGUUUUACCUCUGACAAUGGCAAGCGCUUUAAGCAUUCUGCUGACUAUUGUAUUGCACUUGAUAGGAGGUACUUCGAUAUUUGUACAUCAAAUGGGCGAGAUCUGCACAGAAGCACCUUUGCUGGCCAGUCUCCUGGUUUACCUCUCGCUGAUGAGUAUUUUCUACGACAUUCAAUUGAUACCGCCUCACUGGAGUCAUAUGCCAGGAUUCCUCAAGUUGCUCAUCGAGUUCUGUCUGAUUGUGCUGCUGACCGAAGUUGGAAUGGUGUUGAUUUGGGGUAAUGUGGAACUAUUCACAGAAGAUCUGCUGAAGAGUGUUUGCAAAAGUGAAUCUGCAGUACGCAUAUAUCUGGCUGUUUUGCUCACAUUUCUGAGUGGAAGCAUUUUUUUAUUAGUAUCUUUCAAGACGAAUAGCUCGAAGAAACUCAAAGAACUCUUUGAGCAAGUUUCAUUGAAAUUGAAUGCAAUAAAGCAGCCAACAACAGAGAAAGUAAAAUUCCCAGAAAUUCCAACAAACUAUAAUUAAAUAUAAUAAAUAAAUAUAGUCUGCAACAUACAAUUUAACGUU
Drosophila nasuta is the source of this 679-nucleotide messenger RNA. RefSeq lists its product as uncharacterized. The transcript is spliced from 2 exons. The coding region runs from base 128 to 637 and encodes 169 amino acids. The record is from RefSeq and is a predicted model, not a curated record. NCBI's taxonomy places the organism in Eukaryota, Metazoa, Arthropoda, Insecta, Diptera, Drosophilidae.